UUGCACGAUCCUCGACGCCACCAUGACGGGAGCUGCCACCGCCGUGCUGACGUCGGUGGAUCUCAUGGCUGUACUCUCAUCGUUCCAGCAAGGCGCGUUCUGCAUGGUGCUGGACUUGACAAGUCAGAUAUGGUACGCUGGAAUCUCGCCAUCGUUCCUCAAGACGUUCCACUACUGCAACAUCGAACGCCUCGUCCACGUCAUGACGUCCUGGUAUGCCACGUACGAUUUCGCCGCGAGUCUGCCCAAGGUAUUCCGUGCCGUGCCGUAUAUGCGACCCAUCGUGGCUUAUGAAGCCGUGUACUCUGGGAAUGCGGCAGUCGUGCACUUGCUCCACCGUCAGUUUGGCAUCACGUCGUUUCGAGAUCCCUUGAUCGAUAUUGCAACGUACCAACGUCACGACGACGAAGCUGGACGGCAAAAGCAGUUGAACAUGGUACAGCUCUUGCACUUCUUGGGCCAUCCUGGGUGUUCUCGCGCGGCCCUAAACCAUGCCAUCGACCACAAUCACGUCGACUUGGUCCGCUUCUUCGCCACACAUCGGACAGAAGGAUGCGACACCGGGCUCGUCUGGGCGUCGUCGUCGUUAUCGUUGGAGAUGGUGCAAGUGCUCCAUCAGUGCACAGCGGUCCGAUUCACGGCGGCUGUGAUGGACCAAGCUGCCAGUCGAGGAAACUUGAAAAUUGUGCAAUUUUUACACGAGAACCGACGAGAAGGAUGCUCGACCAAGGCCAUGGACUGGGCAGCCGGCAAUGGUUACUUGGAAAUGGUUCGCUUUUUACACGACAAUCGCACCGAGGGCUGCACGACGAAGGCCCUGGACGAUGCUACCAAACAUCGCCAUUGGAAUGUCGCGCGCUUCUUGAUCGAAAAGCGACCCGAAGGCGGGACAGCACUCGCGCACCACGCGCUGCAGAAAGCUCACCAAAUCGAGUUGCUCAAGGCCCUACGUCUGCGCCAUAAACUGUCUCGAGCUGAGAAAAAACAUCUGAAGUUGCUACAAGAAAUGGAACGGUUGGGAACCGAGCUGCAAAUGUGCACCAUCACCUGAGUGCUAUCUCCCAACAUUCCUGCCGCCGCGAAUCCAACCUCGUUCGAUUUGGUUGGAUCUGUAGAGAUCUCACACGGCGAAGAGCAAUGCACACACCCAAACCGUGCUCAGCCCACCUCCUGCGCAUGGAAGAGGUCCUACCGUGAGCAGAGUUAUUUGCGCAUAGAACGCCAUAGCGGACGACGUUCCUCUUUGAACGAAUUCUCGUGGGGGGUUUGCCCGACCUGAAUCCAAAUUGGCUCGACGCGUCCUGCUCAAGAACGCCCCUUCACUCCAACAAGUAUUUACACGCAAAUCGUUUAGCCAUGUCUGCAUUCCAGCCUUGAUCGCUUGAACUGGGCACCUCCAACUCAGUCUCUCACGGGAACACUGUACGCCAGCUCGAAUGGCACGUCGUUGGGCAUCGCAAUCGAGAAACAGCGCCACAACUUGACGUCCAUGACAUAACACGUUUUGCCCCAACGGACCGACAAGAGACCGUUGAGCAAGGCGGACGCACCGUCCAUGUAGUACACGCCUUGGUGCAGCCAGUGGCGCUUGUCAAAGAGAUGGUUGGCUGCUGAGCUCAGCAGCAACGAGUGGAUCGCAUUGGUCCGUAACAUGGAGCCAAAGUAGCGCCGAAUUCCAAUGUAGCUCGCCACGUUACUGAUCCAAAUGAUGGCGAUGAGCGAGUAGAGACGCCGAAUGUCCCCGAUGGCCACAAUGCCGGUCUGGCACACCAAUUGAAGGUCCAUCUGGUCCACUUGGCAGGCCGGAUCCAUGCGAACUCGAUGCACGACGGGCGACACCAACGUCAAAAUCGCCACCACGAUCCACACGACCAUGCUGCUGACGGGAGCGUAGUACUGCGUGUACGCGUCCGUCCAAACCAUAAAGAGAUCGUUCACGAUGUACACAAGCCACGUGACUUCACCCGCGCCCAAGAUUGUCUCGUACCAUGGGAGGGUCGGCACGGAAAAGCCCACAAUGCCAUACCCUCUCGACUCGAGCUCCAACGUUGACGUGCUUAAGAGACAGACCGCAGUGACGCCACGGAGGAACAGAAGCGGUCGACCGACCCACACCAUGCCGCCCACGCGGUUCAGUUCGUACAUGUUGAUUCCUUCGACACGCCCUCGGCUCGCGACGAACGAGAUGCAGACGAGGGCGGCAAGGCCGAGCAUGACCCCCGUGACAUAUUGGACCCCCGACCGGGCAUACGCAGCAAACGUUGUCGGCAUUUCCAUCGCUUGCACGGUUUGACUGCUUGUGGUAGCCCAGUCUGUGACGACCGUGACCGCGCCGCGGUCGCCUUCGAACGCGACAACAUCGCGACUCCCCAUCGCCCACUCGAUCACGUACAGCCAGCUCCACAUGUCAAACGUCGGGUCGUUUGGAUCCAUCAACAUACUCGUGCCAAUUUCAAGCGGGGCCGACUCGGCCUCGCGAAUGUAUUGCAUCAAGGACACGUUGAGCUGCCGCACUUGGGCUGCCGCCGACCGCGCCAUCGCUUCGAUCGCGUCCGUGUCGUCUGUCGCAAUGAAAGUUUGUAUAAAGCGCCGUGCUUCGGCCAAGUACUGGGUUUGGCACCGGUGCGGCGACGCAUCGUGCCAGCACACACCGUCGAUUGUGGAUUCACUUGCCACGCUAAGACCCGCUGCCAUGACAGAAAUGAUCAAGUUGUCCAACGUGGGAUAAAAGGAUGCGCCAAGAACAGGACCGCAGUUGAAGUCGCGCAUCGUGAGUUGCGUGAGCGCCACCAAGGGGUACGGAGUCGACUCUUGACACGUCAUGCUGCCGCCAUACGUAUAUGGAUGCGCCAGGAGCUUGAACUUGGACGGCACGAUCUCGACAAGGUCCAUCGUUGUGUUGAAAAACAUUUCCGGGCCAACAACAGGAUGGGCAGCCAGCGCUCGACGAAGCACGUCCGCCCCAGUCGCAAUCGUGUGGCGCACGGCGUCGGGACAGGCAACGAGUCUCAUGUCGAUCGAGCCCAACGGACCAAUGUCCCGACCGACUGCCUCAAACGCUUCGUAGAGGGGCGCCUGCAGCGUGCCGUUUUGAAGCAGGACACUCAACAUGGUGUGGUUGGCAAAGGCAAAGUUGGCACUCGUGGCAAUCAAGCUCUUCCCGCCGACAACGCUUGUGUUGGCGGUGACGGCCCAUAAAUCGUUGGCGAGCCCCCAGUACAUCUUGAACGAGGUUUGCCAUGCCAGGUUCAACGACCCGUUCCCGCGACUUAAUGUCAGGGGGUACUGCACCCCAAAUGCAUUCUCGACCAAAUAUGUGUUGACGAGCCCAUGCUUCUUGAACGAUUGCCACUGCACCGAGUACUUGUCGAGGCCCGCACGCUUCCAAGCACUCGUUUCGUCAGGCAUGGCUAACAACAACGCAUUGCGCUGGAUUUGAUCGAGCCAUCGUUGGCCUUCCGCACUGGACUUUAGUUCGUCCGCGAUGGCAACGUCAAAUGCCGUUCCCCAGCAUUGCGUCCACGCAGUCCAGUCGACAUUUCGCAGCACCGUCUCCAAAUACACCGCUCCAUUCGACACGUCAGCAACGCAUCGUGCUUGACGUGCGUUGGAAUUUGCCAUCGGCCACUGUCGCUUCCAGUCCACCCAACAGUACUGCGUCGAGAUCCAAGGCACGACGGUGCACGGGUCGGACCGCCGCAAGCCCGCAAUGGCGGUCUCUACCUCGAUCAACUGGUUGAGUUGAACGGCUAGGCCAACCCCAGCGGGUAUCGAGGUCGUAAUUUUCGGGUUGGAGUAGUUUCGCCACACUGACGUCCACUGCGGUUCGUCGAGCCGCGUCGCCAUCUCGGUCGGGCGCAGCAUGAAUUGCUGGUUGAACCAAUCUGCAAGGACCACGUGAUGGCCUGUCAUGUUGAAUGUGGCCCAGUAAAAGUCGUUGGCAAAAUUUACGCUCGACACGGCUAUGUAUGACACACUUCCCACACCCGUAACGACGACGUAGCCAACCCCAGCCACGACUGUGACGUAGCGUAGAAUUUUGCCUGUCGAGAGCAGCGAUGGGUCGAUCUCUUGCAGGGUGCGUCCCGCAAACGUUGGACAUGGAAACGAUGUGGCGUUUCCGUGAUAGGAUGAUGUGGCUGGAAGGAGGACCCACAGCUUGACGUCAAAUAUCCAGUGGUGGCUUCGAUAUGAAAUCGGAACGAGCCCAGUCAUGAUGCAGGUUACGCUGUCCAGCUCCCACGCAUACUCGUGCGCUUGUGGCCGCAGGAACGACUCUGCUGCGCCAUACAAUGACAGCGGCGCCUGUGGUUGACGCGGCCUCGUUCCUUUCAACGCGAACGCGACCACGAUGCCAACGAGUGGGGCGACAGUUUGAACCACGAGCAGCUGAGCAAGUCGACUCCACCAUCCGGUUCGAAGUACACCCGAUGUGCAAUCGAGCCCUUGGUCGAUGCGAAUUCCAGUGCACCGUCGAUCGAGCACCAUGUCAAUUUGCACGGGAUGCACCAGCUCGAUUCCGAAUGUGAUUGCCGACGCCAAGACCGUAGCGAUCGCCGUACAAUGCUCCGCGAGACUUCCCGUAAACACUAGCAAAACAUCACUGACGACGAAGCAAACCCACGUCGAUUCACUCGCGACCAGGAGCGUUUCCCCAAGUGGACGCGUCGUAGCCACGAGCUUGGCACCGCCAAUGUCUUGCGCGAUGGUCGCUGUCGUCGAACUCAGCACGACCAAACCUGUCAGGCCUCGCAAUACGAGCAGACAUCGUCCAAUCCAGACAAAUGUCGCCACGCGAUGGAAAGCCAGGACAUUCCGCCCACGAAAGCGAUGCCCGCUCCACGCAGCGUACAAGACCAUUAAACACCCGAGGGCGAUGCUCACGAUCGUUGUAUACAUCACCAUGUAGUACACCGUUUGAGGCCCUUCGUAGUCACUCUUUGUCUGGCUGCUCCCUGGAAGCAGCAGCGUCGGGUUGACGUCGGAGAUCAUAAACACGGUCGAGACAUCCCCUUCCAACCGCACAACUUCUCGCUUGCCUCGAACCCACUCGACAAUGGCCAGCCAUCCAACAAACGACCAAGUCGAGUCGUCGGGGGCCAGCAGUGGUUGCCGAAGUAAGAACCAGUGGCCCGAGGCGUUCGUGGCGUACUGGAAAAAUGCCACGGGCGGCAAAUCAGGCAGUGCUGGUGCACGCCAUGGCGUCGACUGUGCAAGCAUCUGCCAAAAGUCCGCGAUCUCAACCAGAGUAUGCACGCAUGCAGCCGGGUCGGUUGCGUGCGACGCGCAGAUGGCGCGGACAUCCGUGGGACCAGCCAUCAGUAGUGCAAACAAAACGUGUGUGGGGUCGGCGACGAUCUGGAAUGGAUUCAUGGACCCGCACGUGUCGUCGAAGCUAUACUGUGCCUGAGGGAACGAGGUGGGGCCAUUGAACAAGCACAGAAGAUUCCCGCCAUAGUAUUCCAUUUCGUGGCCCACGAGAAAGCUGGGCGGAGCUGGAGCGAGCACAACGCUGGGCCACGCGACCACCCGACGCGUCAAGAUCGCGGACGGCCACACAACGUCAUUCAACAGCAACGAGAACGUGGCAAAGAUGUCCAAGAUGGGUCGAGGUACCGGCUCAUACAGGACGUCGACCGACCCAAACGGACUGAUGUUGUCGUAAAAGAGCCCCACUUGACGCACGUACUCGUUGUGCUCGUCUUGAAGGGGGUAAAACGAUGAGAACUCGGUGCCAUCGACUUCAAAAUGGUUGGCAUCUCCCCGGACGAGACUUUGGUUCAAAUACGCCAGAAUGCCCACAUCGUUGCGAAAGUUCCAAAACAUGUUGCCGGUGGUCCAUGGGCCGACAUCGAACGGCGACGAUUUUACGAGGACCACUUGGCGCUGCUUCAAUGCGUUCACGACCUCGAUCGAUUCCGACAUGGACAACUUGAAGUUGUUGUGGUACGUCAUGUCAAACCGCGUCAAGUUGCGCGCCGUGAGAUACGCGACUUCGUCCUCCACGGAUAGUGCCAACGAGUGCAGCGGCCGUUCGUUCAACCACUGCGCUCCUUCUCGAGUCUUUUGCAGUGCCAGCGCUAUCGUGAUCGUCCACGCGCCGUGGUUUGCGUCAAAGUAGUCGGUCCAGUUGGUGUUUCGAAGCGUCGUUUCCAAGUAGUUGGCAGCGUUGUCCACGUAGUUGGCUAAGCACCGCUUCGCGCGAGCGCGAGUAUGUGCGAGCUCCCACCGCCGAUCCAAGUCGACCCAACAGUACUGCACGUACAAUGUGGCCACAGCGGAAGUCGUCGCUGCACGGAGGUCUCGAACAGCAUGACGGAUCGUGUUGAGUUCUGUGUAAAACACUUUUCUCGCAUACCCGGCCUCAAAAGUGGCCUGGACAUCGUCGCUAGCGUAGUUUCUCGACAUUGGACGGUGGACCGCCCAUACAUUGGCAGUUUGGUGCGUGAGCAGCUCGUCGUUGAUGACGUCGACAAGAUAAACGGCAAACCCCGUGCCGUUGUACGUGGGCCAGUACAGGUCGUUGGUGCACGACGGCGCGAGGACGACGCAAUACAUGACCAUGCAUGCCAGCGUGCAUGCUAGAUACACCAGACUUCCCUUUGCCUGUCGUCGGUUCGGUCGAGUGCAUGCAACAGGGUCGACGGCCAUCGUCGGCACGUCACUCCAACGUGGCGCGAUCAUGUCGGCAAUAUCUGUACGGACGCCUGCUGAACGCGCGAGAUUCCACGUCAGCGACACUGUGGCGUCGGCGCUGUUUCUUAACGAAUGCACACCGCCCUGGCCAAGACGGUACGCGCGCCUCGUUUGGAUGGAUAUCGGGCCGACGGCGGAAUUCGGACGUGAGUUCUACGACCAACAAACGACUCGGGAACCGACCUCGC
This is a messenger RNA of Aphanomyces invadans, 6884 nucleotides long. RefSeq lists its product as hypothetical. The transcript has a single exon. The record is from RefSeq and is a predicted model, not a curated record. Gene Ontology annotation, molecular function: protein binding. Lineage: Eukaryota; Oomycota; Saprolegniomycetes; Saprolegniales; Verrucalvaceae. The coding region runs from base 23 to 1051 and encodes 342 amino acids.